Messenger RNA from Macroventuria anomochaeta, 1938 nucleotides. RefSeq names its product cell division control protein Cdc6. NCBI's taxonomy places the organism in Eukaryota, Fungi, Ascomycota, Dothideomycetes, Pleosporales, Didymellaceae. Gene Ontology annotation, cellular component: nucleus. The coding region runs from base 1 to 1938 and encodes 645 amino acids. The transcript has 2 exons. Gene Ontology annotation, molecular function: ATP hydrolysis activity; DNA replication origin binding. The record is from RefSeq and is a predicted model, not a curated record. Gene Ontology annotation, biological process: DNA replication initiation; mitotic DNA replication checkpoint signaling; cell division.
AUGCCUUCUACCGUUCUUGGAAAGAGGACUCGCAGCUCAGCUCGAGCAGCAACUCUGGAUGCAACGCCCAACACCUCAACGCGCGCGACACGGCGAACAGCAUUCGUGAUCCUCGACGAAACUGAAAACGAAAACCCAUUUGUUACACCAAAGAAGCAAAAUGCGCGCAUCAAAGAUGCAAUGGACGUGGACAUGGGCGAGGAUGCCGAGGAGGAGGAACCAUGCACAAAACGCGGAAGGAAAGCUCGUGCAACACCUGCAAAGACUGCUGUGUCGCGACUGCCGUUGUCAGCAGCGAAAGAGAACUCGCCUGCAAAAGUGUCUACCCGAGCUUCAGAUAAGAUCUCUUGCACGCCCUCGACUCCUCGACACCGUGACGCGCUUUCCAACAAGGUCACAGUCACACCAUCGCGACGACUCAUCAUCGCCGGCCGACCAUUGACUCCUCGCACACCACAUACAUCAGGCACACCCCGGAGCACAGCACCAACAGUCUACAAUGAAGCGCGUCAGGUUUUCGCACGCGGCUCUGCACCCACAUUACUCUUCGGGCGCGACAGCGAACGAACCGAGCUGCAAAACUUCAUCUCCACGCGAGCCAAGACCAAGAAGUCCGGAUGCAUUUACGUUUCUGGCCCGCCAGGCACCGGCAAAAGCGCAUUCGUCGGCGAUGUGUGUCGAACAGUCGCCGCAGAUGGAUCUGUCAAGACGGGGUACAUCAACUGCAUGAGUGUCAAGAACGCUGUAGACUUGUACAGAACAUUGCUCGAGGAGUUCGUGGACAUUACAGAAAUCACCGAGGGCGACGAGAUGGAGGAGCUGAGGAGGCUGUUCAUGCGGCGCAAGACGUCUUACGUUGUUACACUCGAUGAAGUCGACCAUCUGCUGGAGUUGGAUAUCGACCUGCUGUACAACAUCUUCGAAUGGUCUUUACAGAAAAAUUCAGGCCUGGUUCUGGUCGGCAUUGCGAAUGCUCUCGACUUCACAGACCGAUUUCUGCCCAGGCUUAAGGCCCGCGGGUUGAAGCCUCACCUCCUGCCUUUCCUUCCAUACACCGCACAGCAAAUCUCAUCGGUCAUCACCUCGAAGCUGAAGGCACUGCAACCAGCUGGAUCUGAUCAGUUGCCCUUCAUUCACCCGACCGCUAUCAUGUUCCUGUCCAAGAAGGUCGCUGCACAGUCCGGCGAUCUGCGCAAAGCCCUGGACAUCUGCCGAAGGGCAAUCGAUCUAAUUGAGGCCGACACGCGCAACCAACAUGCCAUCAAGGCCGCGGAAAUCACACCCUCUCCCACACCUUCCCCCUCGAAAACGCCGUUAGUCGAGAACACCAACCUCUCAGCACCAGUCGCUGUCAGGUCUCCCUCCAAGCCAAAAGCACAAAAUGCUCUCGCGACCUUUUUGGCUCAACUUACCGCGGAAACCGCACCUCGAGCUACAAUCGCACACAUGGCGAAGAUUACCGCAGCAGUCUUCAGCAACGGUACCACUCAACGCCUCCAUAACCUCAACCUGCAGCAAAAGGCAGUCCUUUGCUCUCUCUCAGCCAUGGAAAGGAAGAAGCGCGCCUCGGCAGCCGACAGCGUGCUCAACACGUCCUCAGGGUCGCACAAUACAGCCCCAACCCUCAAGGAGUUGUUCGAAGCCUACACUGCCCUCUGCAAGCGCGAGAACGUGCUUCAUCCGCUCACCAGCACCGAGUUCCGCGAUAUCGUGGACAGCUUGGAGACGCUUUCACUCAUCUCGGCUGUGGAGGGCAAGACUGGAUCGUUGGUUGCAGAUGCUGGUACACCGAGCAGGAGGGGCAGGAAGACGAGUGGUUUCCCGGGUGUGGUUGUGGAGGAUCGCAGAGUUGCAAGUGCAGUGGGUACAACUGAGUUGGAGAAUGCUCUUACUGGGGCUGGCAGCAGUAUCUUGAAGGAGAUUCUGUACGAUGACUGA